Messenger RNA from Heterostelium album PN500, 1605 nucleotides. Its product is annotated as SET domain-containing protein. Bases 1 to 1605 code for a protein of 534 amino acids. The record is from RefSeq and is a predicted model, not a curated record. Gene Ontology annotation, biological process: peptidyl-lysine monomethylation; peptidyl-lysine trimethylation. Gene Ontology annotation, molecular function: protein binding; protein-lysine N-methyltransferase activity. The transcript is spliced from 5 exons. NCBI's taxonomy places the organism in Eukaryota, Evosea, Eumycetozoa, Acytosteliales, Acytosteliaceae.
AUGUUAGAGUGGAGCAAAGAAAAUGGCAUAGUGUGGAACGAUCACCUCGAAAUCUAUCAAGAUAAUACUAGUGGUCAAUCGGUAAGAGCUAUCAAUGAUAUUGCUGCAGGUUCAUUGUUGGUCUCUGUACCAGAGUCAUUGCUAAUUCAUAUCAAUAAACCAGUAUCCGAGCAACUCUUAUCAUUAAGUUGUAUUGAUAAAGUAUUGGAUCUAUUGGAUAAUGUUCAGAGAUUGAUAUUUCAUAUCAAUGUAGAGAAAGCUAUCGGUGAGAAAUCAAAGUGGUAUCGCUAUCUCAAUGAUAUACCUCAGCAGUAUGACACAUCAUCUAUGUACACCGACGAGGAAAUCGAAGAUCUUACCUACCCAUACUACAAAGAAGAGGCAUACAAACUUAAACAUGAAUUGCUACAAUCCUAUAAUAGUUUUAUAGAUAUCAUAGAUAAUCAUUUUAAUAUAGACAAUAAUAACAAUAGCAAUAUUAGUAAUAACAAUAAUAAUAAUAAUAAUAAUAGUAUAGAUAGUUUUACUUUACUUAAAGAGAUAAAACAAAACUUAACUAAUUUAGAUAAUUUUAAAUGGGCAUGGGCAGUAAUACAAACAAGAACAUAUUAUUUUAAUAAUAAUAACUAUGUUAAUAAUAAUAAUAAUAAUAAUAAAAGGAAAUAUAGUAAUAGUAAUAAUAAUAAUAAUAAUAGUAGUAUACCGAUGGCAGAUUUAUUUAAUCAUCGUUAUGAUGUUGUGACUAGAGCUGUGUUCAACGAUGAAGAGAGAUGCUUUCAAGUGUUUACAGGAACAGAGUUUAAGAAGAACGAACAAGUUUAUAUAUCGUAUGGUAAUCAUUCGAAUGCUACACUGUUGCACUUCUAUGGUUUCGCCAUCGAUAACAACCCAUUAGAUUCGAUUGUCAUACCUUCUGACACAGCAAUACCCAUCGAAUUGAUAAAGAUAACUUCGAAAUCAGCAACCGACAAAGAGAAGAAAGAAUUUGAAAAGUUACUUGAAAGAAAGAAAGAAAUAUUAUUUGCUAAUGGUUUAACAAUUCAAAGUAAAUUUGAAUUGGUAAAUGAUUCUACUUUACCAUUUACAUGGAAUUACUUGGCUGUACUUAGAGUGUUGUUCAUGAAUGAAAUAGAGUUGCAUGCAGAGAAGCAUUUAAAUGUUUUCUACAAAGACGAGCCAAUCAGUAGAGCAAACGAUAAGUUACUAUCUAAUUACCUGAUAAAGUUAUGUGACCACCAUUUAUCUUUACUUCAAUCUUCUUCUUCUUCUUCACCUUCAUAUAACAAUAACAAUAACAAUAACAAUAACAAUAACAAUAACAAUAACAAUAACAAUAACAAUAACAAUAACAAUAACAAUAAUAAUAACAAUAAUAAUAUUAGAGCAAAUAUAAAAUCAAUGAAUAAUAUGAUAAAAGACAAUGCUAUCAAAAUGUGGAAUGUCGCAAAAAGAUUUUCAACGUCGCUUGUUGGUGACGAUGUUGCUGUAUCGAUUUGUUAUGUAGCCCAAAAACCUAGUAGUGGUUUGCGAUGUUCACAUCUUUCUUUGGUUAUUGAUUACACACCACCCUUUAUUAAUCCCCACAAAACCAAUAAUCAAUUUUAA